AUGACGUCUGUGACGGUCCGAGUUGACUUUUGAUCCAAGUCAAGUCAACAUACAGUGAUUUGGAUAAACACUAUUUAAGACACUGAUGGAAACCCUAUAAAUUGUACUGUAACACCUUCCAAGCGGUUGGGAUCAUGCAGUGAAUGGCGGUUCAGGACACUGUGUCCUCUCUUCUGCUGGGUUUCUCUUGUGCCUGAUGCCAGGAUGGCGGCAGAUGUCCACAAUAAGGGUGCACUCUGGGAGGUUAAAAAUGGCAACUUGGUGCCAUCAGAUCGACUCGGGCAGGACAGAUCGUAUAGUCCGACCCCAGGGCUGGUGGAGGGGACAGAGCCAGGUGCUGGACAGGAGGGCGCCAUGUUCGUUCAUGCCCAGUCUUUUGAGGACUUGAGUGCUGACAGCGAGCCCAACACUGAUGACAAAUCUGCAGAGGUUGGCGGCUCAAAUCUAGGAAAUGCUCAAGUAGAGGCUCUGGAAGGAGAUGAGGAGGAGGUGCAGGAGCGAGGUUUAAUGAUUGAACAGGAGGAAGGAGGGAAAGAGGAGGUUCGGAACAGCAACAAGGCAAAAGAGGAGGAUGUGACAAGUGAAACGUGGCGGAGUCACAGGAAGCAUAUGUUUGUCUUGAGUGAGGCGGGGAAACCCAUCUAUACACGCUACGGAACAGAGGAAGCGCUCUCCAGCAUCAUGGGAGUCAUGAUGUUACUCAUGUCAUUUGUAGAGGAUAAGAAGAACAUCAUACGCUCCAUCCAUGCAGAUGGCUACAGUGUGGUAUUCCUGCGGAAAAGCCCUAUUAUCCUGGUGGGAGUCUCUCGCACUAACUGCUCCGACCGGGAAUUGACACGAGAGCUUCAGUACGUCUACUACCAGAUCGUUAGCCUGCUCACCCUCACACAGCUGAACCACGUCUUCCAGCAUCGGCAGAGCUACGAUCUGCGCCGCCUACUGGCCGGAUCAGAACAUCUCACCGACAACCUUCUGCGGCUCCUCGAUCAAGAUCCAGGCCUGCUGCUGAGCGCCGUGAUGUGCCUGCCUCUGGCCAGUUCGGCCCGCAACGUGGUCUCCUCCAGCUUGCAGGCUGCUAGAGCCAAGAACCUGGUAUUCUCCAUCCUGUUAGCAGGAAACAGGCUGGUGACGCUGGUGCGCAAAAAGGACCAGUUUCUGCACCACAUGGACCUGCACUUGCUCUUCAACUUGGUCGGCUCUUCGUCCUCAUUCCGAGAAGGUGAAGGGUGGACGCCCAUAUGUCUGCCCAAGUUUAACCCAGCUGGAUUUUUCCAUGCACAUAUUUCUUACCUGAAACCAGCCUCGGAUCUGUGUCUCAUCCUGGUGUCCACAGAUCGUGAGGAUUUCUUUAACCUCUCCGACUGUAAGAAGCGGUUCCUAGAGCGCUUGCGCAGACGCAGUGCAUAUCAAUCCCUGCAAGAAGCACUGAACACCCCAAGUUAUCCUGUUUCACAGGUGGGCAUACCUGAGCUGCGACACUUUGUGUACAAGUCUAAAAGCUCUGGGCUCUAUACAAGCCCUGACCUUCCAACUCCGUACCAGGGAGAAGAGGAGCACGAGAGGCUGAUGGGAUUGUACCAGUACCUGCAUAGCUGCCUGCAUCAGCCCACACGCCCCCUGCGCUACAUCUACCGCUGCACAGAGACUGAGAACCUUUAUGCCUUGAGUCGGGAUUGUGGAUAG
This is a messenger RNA of Sinocyclocheilus rhinocerous, 1683 nucleotides long. RefSeq names its product protein SAND-like. The record is from RefSeq and is a predicted model, not a curated record. Gene Ontology annotation, biological process: vesicle-mediated transport; protein targeting to vacuole. The transcript has 6 exons. NCBI's taxonomy places the organism in Eukaryota, Metazoa, Chordata, Actinopteri, Cypriniformes, Cyprinidae. Gene Ontology annotation, cellular component: Mon1-Ccz1 complex. Bases 205 to 1683 code for a protein of 492 amino acids.